GUUUGUUGAUAACAUGCUCUUAAGAAGCUCAGGAAAAUUGAAUGUGGGCACCAAGAAAGAGGAUGGCGAGAGUACAGCCCCCACACCUCGCCCCAAAGUCCUUCGUUGUAAAUGCCACCACCAUUGUCCAGAAGAUUCAGUCAACAAUAUCUGCAGCACAGAUGGGUACUGCUUCACGAUGAUAGAAGAAGAUGACUCUGGAACACCUGUUGUCACCUCUGGAUGUCUAGGACUAGAAGGAUCAGAUUUUCAAUGUCGGGACACUCCCAUUCCUCAUCAACGAAGGUCAAUCGAAUGUUGCACGGAAAGGAAUGAAUGUAAUAAAGACUUACACCCUACUCUGCCUCCACUGAAGAACAGAGAUUUUGUUGAUGGAACUAUACACCACAAAGCCUUACUCAUAUCUGUGACUGUCUGUAGUUUACUGUUGGUCCUCAUUAUUUUAUUCUGUUACUUCAGGUAUAAAAGACAAGAAGCCAGGCCUCGGUACAGCAUUGGGCUAGAGCAGGAUGAAACUUACAUUCCUCCUGGAGAGUCCCUGAGAGACUUGAUUGAGCAGUCUCAGAGCUCGGGAAGUGGAUCGGGUCUCCCUCUGCUGGUCCAAAGGACAAUAGCUAAGCAAAUUCAGAUGGUGAAGCAAAUUGGAAAGGGUCGCUAUGGGGAAGUGUGGAUGGGCAAGUGGCGUGGAGAGAAGGUAGCUGUGAAAGUGUUCUUCACCACUGAGGAAGCCAGCUGGUUCCGGGAGACGGAGAUAUACCAGACGGUCCUGAUGAGGCAUGAAAACAUUCUGGGGUUUAUUGCUGCAGAUAUUAAAGGGACUGGGUCCUGGACUCAGUUGUACCUCAUCACAGACUAUCAUGAAAAUGGCUCCCUUUAUGACUAUCUGAAAUCUACCACACUAGACGCGAAGUCCAUGCUGAAGUUAGCCUACUCUUCCGUCAGUGGCCUAUGCCACUUACACACGGAAAUCUUCAGCACUCAAGGCAAACCAGCAAUCGCCCACCGAGACUUGAAGAGUAAGAACAUCUUGGUAAAGAAGAAUGGAACUUGCUGCAUAGCUGAUCUGGGCUUGGCUGUCAAGUUUAUCAGUGAUACAAAUGAGGUUGACAUUCCACCCAACACACGAGUUGGCACCAAGCGCUAUAUGCCUCCAGAAGUGUUGGAUGAGAGCUUGAACAGAAAUCAUUUCCAGUCUUAUAUCAUGGCUGACAUGUACAGUUUUGGACUUAUCCUCUGGGAGAUUGCAAGGAGGUGUGUUUCUGGAGGUAUAGUGGAGGAAUACCAACUUCCCUAUCAUGACCUGGUGCCCAGUGACCCUUCUUAUGAGGACAUGAGAGAAAUUGUGUGCAUUAAGAAAUUACGGCCUUCGUUCCCCAAUCGGUGGAGUAGUGAUGAGUGUCUCAGGCAGAUGGGAAAGCUCAUGACAGAGUGCUGGGCUCACAAUCCUGCCUCCAGGCUGACAGCCUUGAGAGUUAAGAAAACACUUGCCAAAAUGUCAGAGUCCCAGGACAUUAAGCUCUGACAUGGGAUACUUGUGGACUGAGCAAGAGAUUUUACAGACGCCUACAUAGUCCAAGCCUUGAACAUUGUCCUACUGCCCGGUGGGUUCAGACUUCCCCUCUCAGGGAACAAGCUGGACAGACACAGAACGCCCCAGAAACACAGAUUCUUCAUGGCUUUCUAAGGAGCGGAAACCAUUUGGGUAACUUGUUCAAGAUAUGACUCAUGUUGCUUUCUAAGAAAGCCCUGUAUUUUGGAAUUGCCAUUUUUU
Phodopus roborovskii (desert hamster) is the source of this 1771-nucleotide messenger RNA. It is a transcript of the gene Bmpr1b, whose product is annotated as bone morphogenetic protein receptor type 1B. Gene Ontology annotation, molecular function: transforming growth factor beta receptor activity, type I; SMAD binding; ATP binding. The transcript is spliced from 10 exons. Gene Ontology annotation, cellular component: plasma membrane; signaling receptor complex. The coding region runs from base 14 to 1522 and encodes 502 amino acids. Gene Ontology annotation, biological process: BMP signaling pathway; dorsal/ventral pattern formation; cellular response to growth factor stimulus. Lineage: Eukaryota; Metazoa; Chordata; Mammalia; Rodentia; Cricetidae. The record is from RefSeq and is a predicted model, not a curated record.